Dendrobium catenatum is the source of this 1477-nucleotide messenger RNA. Its product is annotated as peroxidase 31-like. Gene Ontology annotation, biological process: response to oxidative stress; hydrogen peroxide catabolic process. NCBI's taxonomy places the organism in Eukaryota, Viridiplantae, Streptophyta, Magnoliopsida, Asparagales, Orchidaceae. The record is from RefSeq and is a predicted model, not a curated record. The transcript has a single exon. Gene Ontology annotation, molecular function: peroxidase activity; heme binding. Bases 115 to 1098 code for a protein of 327 amino acids.
CUCUCCUCCCUUCCUUACCCACAAAAGUUAUCGCCCUCCCCUCCAAGGUCCUUCCUCCGCCCUUCUAACCAGAUCGCCUCGGCCGCCGCUUCCGCUGCCGCCGCCCCCGGAGCAAUGUUGUUCUUCCUCUUUCUUCUCCUUCUAUCCGCCGCCUCCUCCGCCUCCGCCAAACUCUCGCUCGAUUACUACAACGCGUCCUGCCCCCGCGUCCACCAGAUCAUCUCCGACAUCAUCACUACCAAACAGAUCAACAGCCCCACCACCGGAGCUGGUGUGCUCCGCCUCUUCUUCCAUGACUGUUUCGUCUCCGGCUGCGAUGCCUCCGUCCUCAUCUCCACCAACAACUUCAACGUAGCUGAGCGCGACGCCGACAUCAACCACUCUCUUCCCGGCGACGCAUUCGACGCCAUCGUCCGCGCCAAAGCAUCCCUCGAGCUCCAAUGCCCUGGCAUCGUCUCAUGCGCCGAUAUCCUCGCGAUUGCUACCCGAGAUCUCGUAUCCAUGCUUGGCGGCCCGUUUUAUCCCAUCCGUCUGGGCCGCAAGGACUCCUUCACUUCCAGCGCCGCGUACGUUGAGUCCAAUCUCGCUCGCGCGAACGCAUCUAUUGAUAAAAUCAUUGAUCUAUUCGCAGCCAAGGGUUUCACCGUCCGCGAUUUCGUCGCUCUCUCCGGCGCGCACACGGUGGGAUUCUCACAUUGUAGUGAAUAUGCCGACCGGAUAUUCCAUUUCAAUAAUGGUGGCCCAUUUGCUUAUGAUCCGACCAUGAAUCCUCGAUUCGCACAAGCUUUGCAGAAGGCAUGUGCUAAUUACCUCAAGGAUCCCACCAUCGCGACAUUCAACGACAUCAUGACGCCGGGUAAGUUUGAUAACCUGUAUUACCAGAAUCUGCUGAAGGGAUUGGGGCUGCUCGCCACCGAUCAGAAGAUCGCGGCGGAUCCGCGGACGGCGCCUUUGGUGAAACUAUAUGCUGAAAACCAGUCCGCGUUCUUUGAGGACUUCGUUCAUUCGAUGCAGAAGCUCAGCAUCUAUGGUGUCAAAACUGGAAGGAACGGUGAGGUUCGCCGGAGGUGCGAUGCCUUCAAUAACCUCUCAGGUUAGGCAAUCUUGCCUCUUGCGAUAGAUUGGGUUACAGAAGAGGGAGAAAAUAUGGAUGGAUUCUAAAUCGAUGAAUUUGGGCGUACUGUGUUUCAAACUUUGUGUUGUCUAAUUAUGUUUUAAUUUGUUAUGCUUUUUUUGUUGUAAUUCGUUACCGGUUUUCUGAAUGGGAGGGGAGAAUCAGGAGAUAGAGACAGAUAAAGUGAAAAGAAAUAAAGAAAAAAAAAUUAUUGAGAAAGGAAGAUGGAAUGAAGCUAAUGCUUUUUCCCCAAUUUCCAUUACAAUUAAUAAGCUUUAUGCCCCAUUUUAUUUUCUAUUUGUCCAUAAAUUCAAUGGUGAGAAGGAGAAGUAAUGAGAAUUCAACUGUUAUAGAUUGAAGAUU